GGGAAGAUGGCGGCUGCGGGCGCGGGCUCCGAGUCCUCUCCAGGGUCCGGAGGUCCCGGGGCGCGCGCGCUGGCGGCGGAAGAGGUGCGGGCGCGGCUGCAGCGGAUGCGGCGGGCGCUGGGCAACCGCAGGAAGAUCCUGGUGCGCAACCUGCCGCGCGGCUGCGGAUGCCAGGAAGUGCACGAUUUGUUAAAGGACUAUGAGUUAAAGUAUUGUUACGUGGACAGAAACAAACGAACAGCCUUCGUCACCUUGCUGAACGGGGACCAGGCCCGCAGCGCCAUCCGGGUGCUCCACCGAUCCUCCUUCCGCGGCGAGGACUUGAUCGUCCAGCUGCAGCCUACAGACGCGCUGCUGUGCGUCACCAACCUGCCCCUGUCCUUCACAUUGGAGGACUUUGAGGAGCUCGUCCGUGCCUACGGCAACAUCGAGAGGUGCUUCCUGGUCUACAGCGAGGUGACCGGCCUGUCCAAGGGCUACGGCUUCGUGGAGUACAUGAAGAAGGACUCGGCGGCCAGAGCCCGGCUGGAGCUGCUGGGGAAGCGGCUGGGGCCCUGGGUGCUGUUCGCGCAGUGGAUGGACGUCAACCUUCUGGCCUCCGACCGCGUCCACUCCAAGUGCCUGUGUGUGGACAAGCUCCCUGCGCACUUCAGCGACACAGAGGAGCUCUUGCAGUGCUUGUCCAGGGUCCACACCCCUGUGUUCUGCCAGCUGGCGCAGGACGAAGGGUGCUGCAUGGGGCGCUUCGCCGUGGUGGAGUACAGCAGCCCAGAGCAUGCCGAGGAGGCGCGGCAGGCGGCCGCCGGCCUGAGCAUCGGGGGCAGCGCCAUCCAGGUCUCCUUCUGUGCCCCAGGGGCGCCAGGCCGGAGCACAUUGGCGGCCCUGAUUGCAGCGCAGCGCGUGGUGCAGAGCAGCCGGAAGGGGCUGCUCCCGGAGCCGAGCCCGGUGCAGGUCAUGAAGGGGCUGAGCAACCCCGCCACGCUGCAGGCGCUGCUGUGCGGACGGGCGGCCAAGCCAGCAGUUCUCGGAGCACCCCCCAGCCUGCCGCAGCUGCUGAGCCCCCCGGCCCUGCGUGCAUUCUUACACCUGAGUAAAGCACACCAGAAGCCUGGCCUGCUCGGGGACCCCCCGGGCCUGGUGCUGCAGACCGCGCUGGGGAUGGGGCCGGCGCUGCCGCUGAAGACGGAGCUGGGACCCCCGGUAGAGGCGCCCGGAAGCAAACCCCUGAACCUGGUUCCGACUCCGGCGACCAUGCCUGCUACUGUGGGGCUACUGCCCUUCUUCCCAGGCCAGCGCAGCGUGGGACCGGCCAGCCUGGGCCCCAGACAGGAGCAGCACCCGGUCGCCCUGGGCGUCGCAGAAGGGGGCUUCUCGGGUCCACAGCCGCACCUGCAGAGCUUCGCUAGCCUUGCUGCCGGGGGCCUGCUGGCCGCACACUGCGGGCAGCGGCAUAGCCAGCUGCCAGAACCGGGCUCAGGGGCUGCCUCUAAGAGUCAGACCUCGCUCCUGGGAGAACCCCCAAAAGAAAUCCGGCUCAGCAAGAACCCGUAUCUGAACCUGGCCAGUGUGCUGCCUGGGGGCUGCCUGCCAUCUGCUGCGGGUCAGAGCACCCUGCAGAAGCCUGGACUCCCGAGCACCAUCCUGGAUGCCCUCGCCCAGGGGACAGCGGGGUCCGCGCUGGAGAAGUGUGUGGCUUUAUCUCCGCCCUUUGGGGGCUCCACCCAGGUGUCCUCUUUCAGGACUGAGAAGCGCGGUGCAGCUUACCUCCUUGCUGCCCCUGAGGGUGGUGUAGGGGACUGCAUGGACCAGCAUGCCCAGGGCAUGGGUAUGCACUACAUGGAAACAUACUUGAAGAAGAAACGUGUGUACUGAGCGGAGUCCUCACCACCUGCUCCGCUAGUGGCAGCAUCUCUGCUGUCUAGUGCUGCCUUAACUUCAUCCAGAUUAGCCAUAGCCUCUCAAUACGGGUCCAUGACUCCCAGGAGGAGCAGUGUUGCAGCAGGCAGAAUUGCCAAAUCAAACAUAAGCAGCAAUAAGAAGAAACACCACCUGAGGACAUUCCGCGCCAGAAUUAAAUGUAUGUUAAUGUGACAUUCACUUACAGUUCAUUGGAAAAACUAACACCGUUCCAAUAUUCCUUGUUUCAGGACUGGGAACAAUUUUCACAUCACAUAUAAAAUCUGAAGCAAUAAAUGGGAAACAACCGUUUCCUUAGCCUUAGAAUCAAUUUCUUAAACGCCAAUGUGCAUUUGUUUGCUUCCCUACAAGUAAUUUCACGUGUGGAUUUUUAGAGCCCUUCUGUAGCUGUGAGGGUGUAAGUGCCAAAUACGGUGACAGCGAUGCAAACUCCUCUCUGACCCCACAGCAGCCGGGUGACUAAACCAACAGAGCCAGGGCCACCCAUUUUCCGGUCCCCCUUCUGUCUCUCUUUGGCAAAAGCUUUCUUUUUCCCAAUACAUUUUGCCUACUCUAAAUUAAAAAAAAAAAACAAAAAAAAAACAGAGCCGUAGUGGGGUCCGGGCUGUGCACUAGCAGCGGCUGCCUGGAGUUGAGGUAUUACACCCUAACAAGGUAUUUUAGCAGGAGUGACUUCGGUGAUCUAACUCAGGCGUUGGCAGACUACACCCUAGGGCCCACUUUGCUCUACUGCCUGCCUUUAAAAGUGCCUGCAAGGUAAGAAUGUUUAGUUUCCAAUGGCUGGGAGAGGGGAGACGAUGUACAGCCUGAAAUGUCCAUGAAACUCCAAUGUGAGUCCACAUGGUUCCACUGCACUGCACACACACACGUGCUCACGGCUGGUGUCCUGUCGGCAGUGACUCCUGUGCCACGUGGUGAGCUGAGGAGCAUGACGGAGAGCAGGCCCCUGAGGCCAAGGGCAGGCGGUCCGGCCCUUCAGAGCGGGCUGAGCCCUGACUUCAUGUUCCGUCCUCUCAUUUCCCCUCCAGACCAACCGUAACUUUGGGGACAGACUUGUCGGUGGCAGGGACAUGGGUUUCUGUGCCUCGUUUCACAGGGCACCCAGUGAUGACCUAGCGACCAGCCUGGGCCUCUGCCCGUCAAGCGUGCUGUACCACAGCUCAGUGCAGCCAUCGGCGCCGCCUCUUCCGAAGGAGUCUGGUGGAGACCCACAGCCACCUUGUGCGGCCAAGCCGUACCUCACUCUGCUUUGUCCUCUUUGGCCACGUCAGGCUGGGAAUGUCAGCUGCCUAACCCAGUUCAACGUCUGUUAGUGUGAUUCUGGGAUCACUACUUUCUGAAGACUGGCGUUAAAUGCACGAGAAACCUUUUGCCAUCUAGAAGCUCCUAGGUUUGUUUGCUGCUAAUGGAGUUUGGGGUCACAGUGAUCCUAGUCUUUAGGAUCAGCUCAUUAAAAUACCUUAUAGGGCUGGGGAUUUAGCUCAGUGGUUCCACUGCCUGCCUCGAAAGCACAAGGUCCUGAGUUCGAUCCCUGGUACCAAAAAAAUUUAAAAAUAAAAAAGAAUACCUUGUCAUUCUGGGGACUUGCUGUGUUUGAUGUAGUUCUCCUGCUUUAAUUAUGACAUCAAGAACUGGUGCAUGUGUUGUAUGCUUUGUAAAGAAUUUUCCUUGGGGGCCGGGGAUUUAGCUCAGCGGUUCCGUCGCCUGCCUCGACAGCACAAGGUGCCGAGUUCGAUCCCUGGUACCAAAAAAAAUUUUCCUUGGUCUAAUUUACUGCGUGUACUGCUUGUAUUGGAGAAGAAGUGUUAGAAAGUUAAGCUAGGACAAUUUCUGAGCAGUCCACUACCUACAGGCGACCCAGCAGGACGCGUCGCAGCAGGCAGCCUUCGGGCCUCCCCUUCUCCCCAUUCUCCUGUGGCUCUCGGCCUCGAGAGCUUGGUCAGCCUUCCCGCCAGUGUGAAGAGAGGGAGGCUGGUACAUCUCACAUGGGAGCUUGGACUGGAGAGCAAGAGGCGGAAAGACUGGGAGGGAGCGGUUUUCGAUUACGGCACAUGUGGACUCCGCAGCCACACCAGCCAGUGCCCAUUGUCACUGCACAGAACAGGGAAGCACAAGCCGAGCAGUGUCGGUGACAAGGGUCGGGCCCAACCCUCUCCCCAAAACCACACUGCUAUUCCUCUGUGUAAGCAAACUGUUCGAAAUGCUCUGAAAACGAACACUUCCUAUUAAAAGGCAUAUGCAUGUAAA
Molecule: messenger RNA, 4164 nt
Organism: Heterocephalus glaber (naked mole-rat)
Lineage: Eukaryota; Metazoa; Chordata; Mammalia; Rodentia; Bathyergidae
Gene: Raver2
Product: ribonucleoprotein, PTB binding 2
Cellular component (GO): nucleus
Molecular function (GO): mRNA binding
Source: RefSeq, a predicted model, not a curated record